AUGGACAGGAGGAACACAAAGCUCAUCAUGCGCAAGUUGGAUAUUCCUGUUGAAAGUGGAUCUGAGGAGGUCAUCACUCCUGAAGAAGAAUGGCUCUCCAAGCAUGGCAAUGUGACUGAGUUUGAACAGCUUGGGCUUCCCGGUCCUUCUCGCCGUCGGCGCCCUCCUAGUGAUGAUGUUGAGCCCGCCGAGUCUGAAGAGGAUGAAGAGACGGAGGACGAUGAAGAGACGGAGGAUGACUCUAUACUACUACUAGUUGGCAAGAACCAGCCCAGCGACCCUGCCCCGCCAUGCCACGGCUCCGUCCCCGCCCGUGGCCGGCUCCGCUCACAGCACGCCCCCGCACGCCCCCGCCAGCCCCCGCCAGUGCCGGCGCGGCCGGCGCCGCCCGCCCCCGCACGCCCCGCCGGUGGCCGGCGCGGCCGAGGAGCUCCGCCCUCGCCCGCGCACGCCCCCGCCUCGUGGCCGGCGCCGCCCGCGCACGCCCCCGCCGCCCCGCCCCCACCCGCGCACGCCCCCGCCCAUGGCCGGCGCGGCCGGCGCCGCCCCGCCCCCACCCGUGCCCGCCCGCGCACGCCCCCGCUCGUGGCCGGCGCGGCCGGAGGAGCUCCGCCCUCGCCCGCGCACGCCCUCGCCCGUGCACGCCCGUGCCCGCCCCGCCCGCGCAGGCCCCCGCCCGUGGCCGGCGCGGCCGGCGCCGCCCCCGCCUCCCGCCCGUGCCCGCCCCCGCCCGUGGCCGACGCGGCCGGAGGGAGCUCCGCCCCCGCCCGUGGGCGCGCGGCCCCGUCCGCCGUCGUUCGACGUUGCCGGCGCGACUCCAAGCUCGCCGCGGGCGUGCGGCCCCGUCCGCCGCCGUUCGACGUCGCCGGCGCGGCUCCAAGCUCGCCGCGGGCGCGGAGCUUGUUUCGCCUCCGGCGACUUCCAGCAGGUGUGAAAAAAGGGAGACGCGGCGACGGAUGCUCCAUGAGUAGGCGACGGCGGUAG
Messenger RNA from Lolium perenne, 984 nucleotides. The record is from RefSeq and is a predicted model, not a curated record. Lineage: Eukaryota; Viridiplantae; Streptophyta; Magnoliopsida; Poales; Poaceae.